This is a messenger RNA of Penicillium macrosclerotiorum, 552 nucleotides long. RefSeq lists its product as uncharacterized. Lineage: Eukaryota; Fungi; Ascomycota; Eurotiomycetes; Eurotiales; Aspergillaceae. Gene Ontology annotation, cellular component: BLOC-1 complex. Bases 1 to 552 code for a protein of 183 amino acids. The transcript has a single exon. Gene Ontology annotation, biological process: endosomal transport. The record is from RefSeq and is a predicted model, not a curated record.
AUGGCUGACCCAAAUCCCCCCAGCCAGUCUGCCACGGAAGACCAGCAGAAAAAAGAAGCUCUCGCCGCGUUCACCGCGACCCUGCACUCCGUCGGCACAAAUCUGGACGCGCCGCUGCGCGACCGUGCCACAACCAUCGCCGAGAACGAGGUCGCACUGCAGCGACAGGAGGCCGAACUGGCCGAAAAUACGGCGCGGCUGGCGAAGCAGAACGCGCAGUGGGCGGGGUUCGCAGAUGAGACGCGCGAGGGUCUGAAGGAGAUCGGGGACGUGCAGAACUGGGCCGAGAUGAUCGAGCGCGAUCUGCUGGCGUUGGAGGACAUGAUGGAUGGGGUGGAGAAGGAGUAUGCGGCACGAGAAGCAGGGCAGGGGCACAGCAAUUAUGGCGGUGACAGUGACUCAGAGAGUAGUGAAGAUCGAUCUGCGGAAGGGAAUGGCGAGAUGCAGAAUGGGAAUCCGCGGGUGAAUGGUGCAAAUGGCAAGAGUGCAAAGCCAGAUGCGAAACCGUCAGUGAAUGGACGACAGUCCGGUGGUUGGUUGCGAUGGUGGUGA